AUGCUGCAAACAGUCAAAUCUGAACUAAACCUUGUUGCUCUUCUUUCUUUCCUCGCGGGCAGGAAGCACACCAGCAGCGCGGGCGGCGUGCUUAUCUUGUGUGACAACACUACAGAGCGAGUGGCUCUUCUAGGCGGGCAGCUGUGCGACAACACUCCAGAGAAAGCGGCGCUUUCGUGUAACAUGCUAUGGUCUCAACGCCCUUACGAGGUAGUGAUGAGUUUCACGCGCUCUAAGCCCGGCCCGCGCGCGGUUAGGAAGAUUGGCCGCAAUCUGAGCGGUACCACCCACCCUACCCUACCACCUAUAGGCGGCCGUCCGUCCUACAGCCGCCCGAAAAGGAACUGCAGUGAUCUUGAAUAG
Prunus armeniaca (apricot) is the source of this 363-nucleotide messenger RNA. Lineage: Eukaryota; Viridiplantae; Streptophyta; Magnoliopsida; Rosales; Rosaceae. The record is from the annotation of a GenBank genome assembly.